GCAAAUUAAAAAGAAUCCAAAUUCUUGGAUAAAAAAUUUCAAAAACCAAAUCUUUAGCUUAAAAAGUUAUCUAAAAAUAUAAUUUUUAGAUUUGAGUUCAAAGGCUAGCGAGAGAAGAAAAUGGCAACACCUACGAGAAAGUCCCACACAAACACCUCUGAUCUCCUGACGUGGUCAGAGGCCCCGCCGGCUUACACUUCUGCCACCGGAAAUGUAACCCGGUUCGCCACUCGUCCUAAUCAGCCCUCGGAUGGAAUCGGUAAGGUGCUGUUUGGAGGUCAGAUCUCUGAUGCAGAAGCUGAUAGCCUUAAUCGAAGGAAGCCUUGUUCAGGGUAUAAACUAAAGGAGAUGACUGGCAGCAAAAUAUUUGCAGCCAAUGGUGAAAAUGGGGGAUUGGAAUCUGGAACUUCUGAUAAUCGAACAUCUGUGCGCAUUGUGCAGCAAGCUACGAAUGGUUUAAGCCAGAUUUCCUUUAGUACUGAAGAAAAGAUUUCUCCUAAGAAGCCAACCACUGUUCCUGAGGUUGCAAAACAGCGAGAAUUAAGUGGAACGAUCGAAAGUGAGUCGGAGAGCAAGAUUAAGAAGGCGCUGUCAAAUGCUAAAUGCAAGGAACUUAGUGGGAAUGAUAUUUUUGGCCCUCCACCUGAAAUUCUUCCUCGAUCAUUAGCAGCUCGGGCUUUGGAAUCAAAAGAAAUCAAAGAUAUGGGUGAACCUGCACCACGAACUGUACGAACAUCUGUCAAAGUUUCAAAUCCUGCUGGAGGUCCAAGUAAUAUUUUAUUUGGGGACGAACCCAUGGUCAUGACUUCAAAGAAAAUUCACAACCAGAAGUUUGCAGAGCUGACAGGCAAUAACAUUUUCAAGGGAGAGGUUGCUCCAGGUUCGGCUGAGAAGUCAUUGAGUAUGGCUAAGCUUAAAGAAAUGAGUGGCAGUGAUAUAUUUGCAGAUGGCAAAGUCGAAUCCAAAGACUACUUUGGUGGUGUACGCAAACCCCCGGGUGGCGAGAGCAGCAUUGCAUUGCUUUGAUUUAGUCAAUGGCUCUGAACUUCUCGCAUCCCAUUCUGGUUUUUAUCUUUAUUUCAGCUCAAUUAGUGAGUUUUAAGGUUCCGAAGGAUCAAUAGUGUUUAUUGUAAAUUUACUGGGAUGGUAUAUCUAUAAAGUGUCGAACUGAUCUCAAACGUGAUGAAUGUUGCUUGGGUACUGAACUCAGUUCCACUCUUUACUUUCUUCUUCCAGCUCUUCGAUUUUGAGAUGUGCUAUUGAAUCGAAGCUUUGAUCU
Olea europaea var. sylvestris is the source of this 1279-nucleotide messenger RNA. RefSeq lists its product as uncharacterized. The record is from RefSeq and is a predicted model, not a curated record. Lineage: Eukaryota; Viridiplantae; Streptophyta; Magnoliopsida; Lamiales; Oleaceae. Bases 121 to 1026 code for a protein of 301 amino acids. The transcript has 5 exons.